GAUGCUCCCUAUUCUUCUGCGUGUUGGUGAACUAAUGAGAUUCAUGUAAAUUCAUUCUGUACACUUCUUGUCAAACCCUCCAAUUCCAUCCUCGUACCAAUUAUCAAAUUUAAUCGACGGGUUGCUGCAUGAACUGUUCCACAAAUCCGUCAAUAUUUACCUCCCGGUCAUCGUUAUAAACGGAUAUUGCUCAACGGGAUUACGUUGGAAAGUCGAGGUCAAAUGUCGCAAUCAAGCUCUCGUCGACAGUCGCGUUUUAAAAUUCAUGAAGAUUCCAACUCUCUAAAUGAUAUGGUUGAAAAUAAAGAUAUUAAAGAAGUGGACAGGGAGAAUGCGACAAGUGAGGGGAACGAUAUUGGGGAUGUAGUGUCUCAGUUGGAGGAUCGACAAGGGAAAACAGAGGACAGCUUGGAUAUGGAGGAAUCUGAAAUGGGAGAAGAUUCCAUACUGGAUCAAGAGUUACCAGAGUUACAAAAGGACGAUUCGAUACUCGCAGACACAGAAACGAAACACAACGAACAUGAUGAAUGCGAAGACUGCGGAGACUGCAAACACGCAAGAGAGGAGAAGCAAAAGCGGACAGAAGCAAGGGAACUGCAGAUGCGGCGAAUCGAUGCGGAAAUCAAGGACGCAGCACGAAAAGUUUUAGAGAGCAUUGAAAAGAAGGAUCCCACGAAGAGUACGUCCACGGAUGAGUACAACGAUUUGAUUCUUAGCACACAAACGGCAGAAAGUUAUGAGCCAGAAGAUCAUGAUGAUUCUCUUUCAAGUGCAGGAACCGACGAGAGCUACGAAAGAAAUUCAUACAACGGGCAAGAUGAAACGGAAUUAACAUAUGAUACCACAAACGAUACGUUGGAGAACGAAGAAGACGCGGAGGAUGAGGACAGCAUUAUUCACUACGAUUUUUCUAGUACCGAUGCCGAAACAGAGCGUGGGGAUUAUGACAUGGAAAGGAGAGACAGUAGCUCACGUUAUGGAGAUGUCGAAGACGAUAUUUUCAGUGAUGAUUCUGACAAGAGUCCUCGAUUAUCAAUAGGUUCUGCUGAGGAGGAACCCAGUAAAGUGAGCCUGAGCAAUCGAAACUCAUGGCAAUCAAAUCGACAUCCUGAUUUAAGUAAAGAAGCUCAUCAAUUGGUUGAACUCAAUUCACCAGUUGUUGGUGAAGAAGCUGGUACAGAAUCUAUCAUCUCAAGAAUUCCUAGCGGUAGUUCUCAUUCUCGUACGUCUGCACCAAGAGCAAGGGAGUCAUCGUGCAGUCCGAGAAAAGUACCGCGUCAUCCAUUCCGCACGCCAUCAGAUAUAAGGGCGAUGCAAAUGUAUUCACCUGCUCCUUCGCUUUUUUCCACCCCUUAUUCAGUAAAACGACAACAAAAUCCUACGGUUUCUCGUCUUGGCACUCCAACUGGUUCUCAAUUCUCUAAAAGUCGUACGCCAACUCGUUUCAAGAAAACUAGAGAAGAGUCCUCUCUUGUACUUCUCCAUGUUACCGUUCUUCCAUUGCAAUGGCAGUACGCCAAAGCUGUCCUCGCUCCAGAACUUCCUGCAAAUCUUUACAGUAUUCGUGAGGCAUAUUAUCUUCUACAAGAAAAACUUAGCGAAACCAUACUAACUCGUGGAAUAUUACUUCCUCAUCCACAAGAUAGUUAUGAAUGUCUUCAAGAGCGUUUUCUUGAUGCUUUAGAACUUCCAGUCCGCCCCCGAGCUAAAAUCCUCCGGUGUGGACAUUAUAUGGGUCCUAACACCACAUCCUCUGACGAUGACUCCCCGGACGAGAGGGAUAGUGGAUUUGGUAGUACUGGAAGAUUGAGACCGAGACCUGAGAAGAUCUGGUGCGACAUUUGUCGCAGAGACGUCAGAUACGAAGAUGAUGAUCAAGAUGAAGAUGAUAAAAGAUUCAACGUCAAAAUCUUCGCAAGCAACGGCUUAAUGAGAGCUGGUGCCUGGGCAGCCGCAUGGCGAGAAAUGGAAAGAGUAGAUAUUGAAAUUGAACCAUUUAUUCAACCAUGGAUGGUUGAAGAUAUGGAGGAUUUAAUCGAGAGACUAAGGGAAGCCGAAGAAAGAGAUGAGGAUAGCUAUGGGCUUUAUUCGGAUGAUUCGAGUAGAGAAAGUUUAGGAUCAGAAGCCCAGAGGUUACAUGAGCGGGGGAUGGACAAAGUUACAUUGAGACAGAAGAGAGGGGGCAUGGAAGAAAGGAUUCAACGAAACGAAUGGUUAGCUGCUACUUCUAAGGCUGCGGAAGAGGAAGCGGAGAAAUUCGCGAAGGAGGCUGAAGCCUUAAGAUUGAGAGAAGAGGAGUUGGCGAUAGAUAAAGAGGAAGAAGCUAGACGGGUUGAAGAAGAAGCUGAAAUCUUGCGACUCCAAAAGGAAUCUGAAGCAGCUCAGAGAGCGGAGGAAGAAGCUGAAAAGCUUCAUGUUGAAGCGGAAACUUUGAGAGUUCAGGAAGAAAAGGCUGAGAAACUACGAAUUGAAGCUGAAGCUGAAGUUACACGGCUUGCGGAAGAAGUGGAGAGAGCCCGAGAAUCCACUGACCUUGAUCUCGGGUCACUGAAACGUAACGAUGAAGACCAAGCCGCCAAAGAGCUAGAGGCAGAAGCCCAAAGACUUCAUGAAGAAGAAAUGGCAUUGGAAGCAGAAGCACAGCGUAUUUUUGAGACAGAGCUUGCAGAACAGAGGGUUCAUGAGGAACGAGCUAGGGAGAUUAAGGAGGAAGAAGAGAUUUUGAGGAAAGCUAAAGAGGAAGAACAGAAACUCGCAGAAGAGGAAAAGGAGGCGGAAGAAACGAGAUUAAGGGACAUCUAUGAGAAAGCAUCAACCCGAAAUGAAACACCACUGUUUCCUUCUACUUCCACUCCUACUUCGAAACAAAAAACUCGUACGAGGACUGUAGAAGGAGAUGAAACACUCACGGAACUCCUAGUCAAAGCAGCAGGUGUAGCGAUGCGCGAUCGGAAAAAUAUACUCAUCUUAGUUCUUAGCGUGGUAGUGCUAAUUCUCGCGCUGAAACCAACUUCAACUCAAGAAAUUGAAAAGAGAUCUGUACCGGAUAUUAUUAUCCAGAACCAUAGGUAUGAAGUUGGUCAGAGUGUCAAUCAGAGAGGCUAUACUGCUUCUGAGAGUAUCUUGCCCAUGAGUGACAUUGAAAGUUCAAUUGAGUGGAAGGGACAGGGAAGGGAUGUGGUCAUCACGAGCUCAGCGCCGGCUGUAGUACAGGGCGAGACCAUCGGGGCAGCAAAUAGGGGGGGAAGAUUGGAGAUUGAUGCUCCUGUUCCGAAGGAGAUUAAGAAACCUCUUCAAAUCAGUGCACCUGAGACAGCGAAUCUUCAGACGGCGAAAGGGAAGAGGCCAGCUUUGAAGAUUGAAACGGAGGUUGAGGAAACUGUGUCAAAAGAUACUCCAACCUUCGAUUCUCCCUCAGAUACAAGUUUUGGAACCGCAAAUUUGCCAGCAACAGAUUCAAAACCUCAAGAGGAGAAUCCAAUUAUCGACAGUAAUACCGAGUUAUGAAUCGGUAGAAUAACAACAGAAUGAAGAAGGAUAAGUGAAUAAUGAUGUGGUUCAUUUGAUACAGACAGAAUAUGUUCAGAUACCUGGCUAUGAGUAUUGCAAGCGCGUGCAUUGUUGGAGUAAUUAUGUAGCAAAUGAAUGAAUGAGCGAUUAUGUUGGUUGGUUGGAUUUUUAUGUGAUGAUACGGUUAUAGUUAUGUUUGUUUGGAAAUUUGGAUAGAAUUUAGGAUUCUUACGCUCUUUUUUUUGGGUCUUGGCUUGGCUUGGAUGAAGGCGUGUGUAUAUGACAUUGAUGAUUGAUCGGGUUUCUUCCGGCAGAGCAUUUGUCGGUGAUAUUUGGAACUUGAGAAAUGGAUGAAGUUGGAAAUUUUAUCACGGAGAAUGAUAAAAGGGAAGGGUGAGGGUGGUGUGGCUGUAUAUAUCGUUCUAAUCGUUGUUUUGAUGAGUGAGUGAAUGUAGUUGAUAGGCUAGGAUAGGAUAGAAUCGAUAGAUAGAUAGAAAAAUGAAACUA
Messenger RNA from Botrytis cinerea B05.10, 4017 nucleotides. RefSeq lists its product as hypothetical. NCBI's taxonomy places the organism in Eukaryota, Fungi, Ascomycota, Leotiomycetes, Helotiales, Sclerotiniaceae. The coding region runs from base 223 to 3507 and encodes 1094 amino acids. The transcript has a single exon. The record is from RefSeq and is a predicted model, not a curated record.